Capsicum annuum is the source of this 2088-nucleotide messenger RNA. Its product is annotated as tryptophan synthase beta chain 2, chloroplastic. The record is from RefSeq and is a predicted model, not a curated record. Lineage: Eukaryota; Viridiplantae; Streptophyta; Magnoliopsida; Solanales; Solanaceae. Gene Ontology annotation, biological process: L-tryptophan biosynthetic process. The transcript has 5 exons. The coding region runs from base 536 to 1741 and encodes 401 amino acids. Gene Ontology annotation, molecular function: tryptophan synthase activity. Gene Ontology annotation, cellular component: cytoplasm.
UUUCAACUAAGGGAUUCAAUAUUCAAAGAAAAUUUAAUCGAAGGGAGUUUAACAUCUACUAUAAUCACAUAAAAAAUAAUUUUAAUUAUGUAUAAAUGAUAUAUUUUUUCGUUGAGGAGGGUUCGGAUAAACCCCGAACCCCCUAACAAAAGGUUGGCUCUGCCCCUUAAUAUCCAACUAAGAUAUGUACUACAUAAUUAGCUCUUGAUAUAUUUUUUCUGAUUGUGAAUUUAUUGAAAUACAUAUUUAGCUUUCGGGUAAAUCUAAUGAAAAUAUAUAAUUUAGCCAAAAUUUUUAUAAUUACUUUGUUGGGAUGAAGAUUUGUGUAAAUAUGAUAAAUUAAUGCGUAUGUUUAUGUUUUUAUAAUUUUUUUUUUUAAAAAAGAAUCAUCUAAACAUGGCCUCCCACCGCUCCCCAAAUCCCACCAUUUCUCCUCCUCAUUAUCUCAAAUUCACAAAUACCCUUCAAAUUCAUCAAAAUUACAUCUUUACCCUCCAAGCUACGUGUCAUUGCUUCUGUUCUCGCCGGAAAAUCAAUGUCGUCAGCUCAACGGCCAGAUUCGUUCGGCCGGUUUGGGAAGUUCGGUGGAAAGUAUGUACCGGAAACUCUAAUGCAUGCUCUGGAGGAGCUUGAAAAUGCAUUCAAUUCGCUUGCCGCCGACGAAGACUUUCAGAAGGAACUAGAUGGGAUAUUGAGAGAUUAUGUUGGUAGAGAGAGUCCUCUUUAUUUUGCGAAGCGACUUACUGAGCAUUAUAAACGUCCAGAUGGAGGGCCACUGAUCUACCUGAAGAGAGAAGAUCUAAACCACACGGGUGCCCACAAAAUCAAUAAUGCUGUUGCCCAAGCUUUGCUUGCCAAGCGCUUGGGCAAAAAACGCAUUAUUGCCGAGACAGGAGCCGGUCAGCAUGGUGUUGCCACUGCAACUGUUUGUGCUCGCUUUGGUUUGGAGUGUGUUAUUUAUAUGGGUGCUCAAGAUAUGGAGAGGCAAGCAUUGAAUGUCUUCAGAAUGCGACUGCUUGGAGCUGAGGUUAGAGUAGUACACUCUGGAACUGCUACACUCAAGGAUGCUACUUCAGAAGCCAUAAGGGAUUGGGUUACAAAUGUUGAAACAACUCAUUACAUACUUGGAUCAGUUGCAGGACCACACCCUUACCCCAUGAUGGUUAGGGAGUUCCAUGCGGUAAUUGGUAAAGAAACAAGGAAGCAAGCUUUGGAAAAGUGGGGUGGGAAGCCAGACGUGCUUGUUGCAUGUGUUGGUGGAGGUUCAAAUGCUAUGGGACUGUUUCAUGAGUUUGUUGAUGACAAAGAUGUGAGGUUGAUAGGGGUGGAAGCAGCCGGUUUUGGUCUAGAUAGCGGUAAACAUGCUGCCACUUUGACAAAGGGAGAGGUAGGAGUACUGCAUGGAGCUAUGAGCUAUCUUCUGCAGGAUGAAGACGGACAGAUAGUUGAGCCUCAUUCAAUCAGUGCCGGAUUGGAUUACCCUGGAGUUGGGCCAGAACACAGCUUUUUGAAAGAUCUGGGGAGAGCAGAGUAUCAUAGCAUCACGGAUGAGGAGGCUUUGGAAGCCUUUAAAAGGUUAUCUCGGUUAGAAGGCAUCAUCCCCGCUCUGGAAACAUCUCACGCUCUGGCCUACUUGGAGAAGCUAUGUCCAUCUUUACCGAAUGGAAGUAAGGUUGUGCUCAACUGCAGUGGUAGAGGAGAUAAAGAUGUUCAAACUGCUAUUAAAUAUUUGAAGGUUUGAUAGAAACGUUGGUAAUACUUGGCCCAAAUGGUUCUUUGUACUUGAAGGUGUUUCAUGGCAAUACCAAUUCUCCCAAGUUGUAUGAAGAUUCGUCGAAAGUGAAGUUGCUAGAGCUGCUGGUUCACAAUGCGAUACUAUUCUUUUGAUUGUUUAGAGAUCCAUCCAUGUAUGCCAGUUUUGUCACUUGAUUUCUAUCAGUUGUGUUUCCACCAGAAAGUUUCAUGCCCUACCAUAAAGGUGUAUUGUACGCAACCCAACCUUGCAUUUUCAGUUUGUUCUUUGUUUUAUACACAAGAUCCAUUUGAUACAUUUUCAGUAUUAAGUUCAUUAGCCAAAUUUUACUUCAA